This is a messenger RNA of Cylicostephanus goldi, 1002 nucleotides long. NCBI's taxonomy places the organism in Eukaryota, Metazoa, Nematoda, Chromadorea, Rhabditida, Strongylidae. The record is from the annotation of a GenBank genome assembly.
ACAACGAUUGCACAUCGUGGGAGAGGUCCGCUCUGGUACAAGCUUUGGCUGGAUGUUCGACAUAUACCGAUUGCCAUCUAUCGAAUUCUUACAAAUGCUCCAUUUAUGUUGAUCACACUUGCCAUGGCGAUUGACAGCUUAAUCAUCACGGGUGCGUCCUCAUUCAUGUCAAAAUAUCUGGAGCGACAGUUCAGCGUUCCGCCAAGUAACUCUAGUUUUCUCAUCGGUGACUGUUACUUUAAAUUUGCUUCAAGAUCUCAUUGUUUUCAAGGGUGUAUUAUGGUGCCAAUGGCGGGAGUUGGGUGCAUGAUUUCUGGCUUUAUCGUGCAGUAUUUCCGCCUGAACUGCGUUACAACACUCAAAUUAUCUGUGGGGUUGCUAUUCGUUUCUCUGGUACUUACUCCAAUGUAUCUCAUCUAUUGCCCACAUGAUCCACUUGUUGGAGUCGAAACAACUUAUCCUGAUCGCGACGGUCAUAUGUCUGUGGGUAGUAACUAUUCGGAAGUAGAGCCAACGCUACGAAGUGCUUGUAACUCACACUGUCUGUGUAGUGAAGCUGAAUUCCACCCGAUAUGCGCUCAAUAUGCGGAUGGACGGCAGCUUUCUUACUACUCACCUUGCUUUGCUGGGUGCUCGGAAGCGUAUUCUCCUAUGCAGAAGUUCUAUUCUAACUGCUCAUGUGUUGUCGAAACAGCACGUCUGCAAUUGCGUCAAGUCAAAAAGGGAAUAUGUCAGUCAAACUGCAAGGGACUUCUCGGUUUUCUCAUCAUCUUUGCCCCGCUGUCACUCUGUACUUUUGCCGUUGCUGUGCCAAUCAUAUCGGUGAUUUUAAGAACCGUGGAUUACAACGAAAGAUCUUUUGCACUUGGAAUACAAGGUAUUUUGGUCCGAAUUAUCGGUACUAUACCGGCACCGGUGUUAUUCGGUUGGAUGUUUGACGUGAGCUGUAUUCGAUCUCAGUCGGAACCUUGUGGUGCAUCGGUACGGAAUCUAGCAUAUUAA